Molecule: messenger RNA, 1549 nt
Organism: Exaiptasia diaphana
Lineage: Eukaryota; Metazoa; Cnidaria; Anthozoa; Actiniaria; Aiptasiidae
Product: BTB/POZ domain-containing protein KCTD8
Exons: 1
Coding region: 207-932 (241 amino acids)
Biological process (GO): protein homooligomerization
Molecular function (GO): protein binding
Source: RefSeq, a predicted model, not a curated record
ACAGCUUCUCAACAACAGCCAGAUGUUCAGUUUGUCGCUGAAAAUAAUAAUUAUUCCAUAGUCGGAAAUGAACCAUUGCGCGUGCGCACGAUGUAGUUGAAUGUUUGUUUUUUUCGCAGUUCGAUUGGACAGCAUCACACAAGUGCAGUAGUUUCAUCCCGAAGGAGCGUUUUUAAAGCCACCUAGUAUUAUACAAUCUGUCCCCGAUGGAUUUACAAACUCCAAAGGGCACGGUGAAUGACCAGAAUCUGCCAGCUGUAGUGGAACUGAAUGUUGGCGGACAAUUGUACACCACGUCAUUACCAACUUUACUCAAAGAUUCAGAUUCUMUUCUGAGCGCCAUGUUUAGUGGCCGGCAAAAAAUCCCACGAGAUUCAAGAGGAAGGUUUUUCAUUGAUCGCGAUGGUGUACUUUUUCGUUACAUUCUUGAUUAUCUACGAAACUGUAAGUUGGCGCUUCCAGAAGGAUUUAGUGAACGCGAUCGACUGCUCAUAGAGGCAGAACACUUUAAACUUAAAGGAAUGGUUCGUGCAAUUCAACGAGAGGGUGACAGUCUUAAGACCGGCAAGGAUAAGUCUAGACCCGGGGGAUWUCUAUCCAUAGGUGUUAGAGGAACAUACGCCUUUGGAAGAGAUGGUGUGGCAGACGUCAAGUUUCGUAAGUUACAGCGUAUUUUGGUGUGUGGUAAUGUAGCCCUAGGACGAGAGGUUUUUGGUGAUACACUCAACGAGACAAGAGACCCAGAUCGUGAUGACCAACGCUAUACUAACCGCUUCUAUCUGAAACACAGCUAUUUGGAGAAGGCUUUUGAUCAGCUCUAUGAACAUGGCUUUAAGUUGAUUACUAGCUCGGCCGGGGGUGCUGGAUAUGAUCCCGAAAACGAAGAAACAAAAUGGAAUCAUUUUAACGAUUAUGUGUUCUUUCGUGAAUGAACACCACACAAGCCUUCAAACAAUUCCUGAUGGAUUCCUAUUCAUUUAAUGUAUAUAAACACCGACUCUAAAAGUAAAAACAAUUCUUAUUAGAGGCCAUGCUAGUCUGGUAAUAGCCCUGGCUUUUGCGGUCGCGAACGUUGUCUUUCAAGAAUGAGACUCCACAGUUUCACUACUAAUAUAAAAGUUAUAAGAGUAUUAUUGUCAAAUGAGUACACUUUUGAGUUUUUGCUCGAGAAUUUCCCAGUUUCAAGUAGAAAGAAGUAAGAGGGCCAAAAACAUGGUAUCAUUGAUACACUCGCUUCAUUGCCAGCAAGUCACUGUUACAAUUUAUCGGGGAUUCUAAACAGUAUUUGAAUCUCGCAAAAGAUCUGRCAAUGAAAACCGAAAGUCAAAUAAAUUGAAUGUGAACUAGUGUGRAGAUUGAAAGUGAAAUGCACUAUAUAUACGUGUAAUUCAAGAACGACUAGUUCAUGUUUUCAAAACACACUCAUUUAAACGUCAAGUUUGACAUUUUCAUUUUCGAAUAUUGUAAUAAUUGAGUGUUAGCGAAGAACAGGAAUUGUACAAAACGAGAAAAAUAAUAAAUGUAGAAGGUAAAGACCGGAUCCCUUUCA